Molecule: messenger RNA, 930 nt
Organism: Heterostelium album PN500
Lineage: Eukaryota; Evosea; Eumycetozoa; Acytosteliales; Acytosteliaceae
Exons: 6
Coding region: 1-930 (309 amino acids)
Source: RefSeq, a predicted model, not a curated record
AUGAAGAUAGUUAAAUUUAAUCUAUAUAGAGAUUGUGUAUUAGGAAAUGAAACAAACGAUAUCGAAGGAAUCAUGCCAGUCUCAAAUAUAUUUAGUGAUAUCUGUUCAAUACCUAUUGUCUCUUUAAAUUAUAAUUAUGAUCUUUCAAAAUUAAGAUAUAAACUUUUUACAUAUGAAUCCAAUAAUUUAGUAUACUAUGUAAAUCUUUGUUCAAAUUAUACAUCACCCUGCUUACCCCAAGACUCUGUCUGUAUGACACCCAAAGACAAUGUUCACAAUGUUUCUGAUCUUGCAUAUUCAUCAACAUUAGAUAUAUCAUCAAAUGGUGUUGAAGGUCUAACUUUUUAUUAUAGUGGGGGACAAUGUUUUAGUUCCAGAUACAACACAACGAUUAUUAUGAUAUGUAAUGAUGGUGGAAAUUCACAGAUAGUUGACAUCUUGGUGAACGGUUGUCAAACCAAGAUCAUCAUUGAAUCGGAAUAUGCGUGUGGAUCAUAUAUUGAUCCUUCGAGUUCAUCCGGAUGUAUUUACUCGAUUGGUAAAAUGUUUACACGCUGCUGCAGAGAUAGAAAUGAAUCGAAUAAUUAUCAACCGAUCUCCGAGGCAUCUUCAUCUUCACACACAGAGAAGAUUCAACAUGAGUACACUGAUGGCAAGCUUUCUCAACAAGGUGAACUCUGUACAAUAUGCUGUGAGAAUAAAGUGAACACCGUCUUGUUAAACUGUGGUCAUGCUGUACUCUGUGUGGAAUGCACCGAAAAACUAACAAAAUGUCCUCUAUAUUCUAAAUCUAAAGAAUUGGAUAAUAAUCAUUCAAUGGAUGACAAUCUCCUCCUCUUAUGUUUCCCCCCAGAAGCAUUCAAAACAUUAUUUCCUAUGUGCUUUGCUUCUUUAACCAAUCUUAAAUAUAAUUAUACUUCAACACUCUGA